Molecule: messenger RNA, 414 nt
Organism: Paraphaeosphaeria sporulosa
Lineage: Eukaryota; Fungi; Ascomycota; Dothideomycetes; Pleosporales; Didymosphaeriaceae
Product: killer toxin
Exons: 2
Coding region: 1-414 (137 amino acids)
Cellular component (GO): extracellular region
Source: RefSeq, a predicted model, not a curated record
AUGAAGGUUCUCAUCAUCCUCGCCGCCCUGCUUGGCAUUAGCAUUCAGCUUGAUAUCAACUGCCGCGGCUCUGCCAUGUGUUCAGGCUGCAAACAACCCCUUGGCGACGGUGGCAUGUUGGACUUCAUCAACGACAAUCUCUCCGACGACGCAGUCUUCAAGGACGGUCAGCAGGUCGCGUGUAAGUCUUGCCAUUUGACCAAGAACGAGGGCCUCUGCGUUUUCCCGCAGAAGCUCGGGGACAAGACAGUCACUGGCAAGGACGUCAAGCGCGCCGUCCAGCGGCUGAAGGAGAAAGGCUGCAAGUACUGCGGCAGCGCACCUCUUGGCGAUAGCCACAACGUCGGCGACGGAGAGAUCACAGUCAACUACAUCACUAAUGGAUGCAUCAAGCACGGGAACAAGAUCUGCUGA